AUGGAGGAAUAUGUCUUUUAUAAUGGUAAACGUUCCAGACAGUAUGAUAUCUUACAGGGGGUUCGACAAGGUGGGGUAUUAUCGCCAUGGCUAUUUCUUCUCUUCAUUGAUGACAUGAUAAGCGAGCUGGAAAAGCUAUCCACUGGUAUAGUUAUUCAAAAUUUGUUUGUUGGAUCACCAAUGUUUGCUGACGAUCUUACGCUUAUGUCAAGAUUAAAACGAGGUCUUGAUAACAUGCUUGUACAAGUUCAUAACUAUAGCCUAAAAUGGAGACUUACUUUUAAUGAGAAAAAAACUGUUGUGCUGACCUUUGGCGAAAAACGAGAUAACAUAUCGGCAGUUACGAACAGAAGGUGGCUUACAGGAGGUAAAGAAAUCAUGGAGAAAAGUAUCUGGCAUAAUCUUGGAAAAGAUUGGCACACCGACGUUUCCAGCCUUAUUCCAAUACUAGAGGCUGCGAAGAAAGGUCAGGCUAUCGGCAUUGGUUUAGUAAUUUCUGGGAUGUAG
Messenger RNA from Paramuricea clavata, 507 nucleotides. The record is from the annotation of a GenBank genome assembly. Lineage: Eukaryota; Metazoa; Cnidaria; Anthozoa; Malacalcyonacea; Plexauridae.